Molecule: messenger RNA, 1764 nt
Organism: Capsella rubella
Lineage: Eukaryota; Viridiplantae; Streptophyta; Magnoliopsida; Brassicales; Brassicaceae
Exons: 15
Coding region: 349-1545 (398 amino acids)
Source: RefSeq, a predicted model, not a curated record
GUUACAAAAAGUUCUCUGAGCUGCCCGAUUUUGCCGUUUCCUGCAGUAAUUUCGAUAAAGCGUGGACCUUUUCUGGGUUUGAAGAGAUCCAAAACGUUUUUGAAGCUACCAUCCGUUUACUAAUGGUGAUCGAACCCUUUCUGAGUUCUGUGUUUGUCGGAUUCUGAAAAUUUUGGUGUUGUUGUCGUCAAUUAGUCAGACAGGACCGAAACUGUUAGGAGCAUCGAAGGGUGCAGAUGUGAUGCAAGUGAAGGAAUGAAAAUUUGCAGUUCUUUGUAUCGCGACUUUAUGCCUGCUUAGACAGUAGAUAACAGAUAACAACUUGUAGUUAUAAUACUCUGUUGAAACAUGAGAAGACCUAGUCAAAUGAUGAGGCUUCUAUUAACAUCUUUUUUCGGGGUUAUCGUUGGUUUCCUUAUGGGUAUUACCUUUCCAACCUUGACCUUAACUAAGAUGAAUCUUCCAUCGACGUUGUUUCCCUCGAUUGAUCUUGCAUACAUUGAGGAUAAAUACUCAGACAUAUCCAGACAAAGACUAUUUGGUUCUUGGUCUUCAAAGAAAGGCCUUAAACUCAAGAAUGACAUCCCUGACCCUCCCUAUAACUAUAAUGAUACGAAGAUAUGGGUUUCUACUAAUCCCCGUGGUGCUGAGAGGCUUCCCCCAGGGAUAGUCACAUCUGAAUCAGAUUUAUACCUCCGUCGAUUGUGGGGCGACCCGAAUGAGGAUUUAACAAUCAAGCAGAGGUAUCUAGUAGCAUUUACAGUUGGUUAUGAUCAGAGGAAAAAUAUAGACACGGUGUUGAAGAAGUUCUCAGAUAACUUCUCUAUAAUGUUGUUUCACUAUGAUGGCCGGGCCAGCGAUUGGGAAGAGUUUGAAUGGUCCAAGCGAGCCAUUCAUGUGAGCAUUCGGAAACAAACAAAAUGGUGGUACGCCAAGCGAUUUCUUCAUCCUGACAUAGUUUCCCCCUAUGAAUAUAUCUUCAUAUGGGACGAGGAUCUUGGUGUGGAAAACUUCGAUUCGGAAAAAUAUCUGGCGGUGGUGAAGAAACAUGGUUUGGAAAUCUCACAGCCUGGGUUAGAGCCAUAUGAAGGGCUCACAUGGGAGAUGACAAAGAAAAGAGAUGAUACUGAAGUCCACAUGCAUGCUGAGGAGAGGAAUGGGUGGUGCACUGAUCCCAAUUUACCCCCUUGUGCAGCAUUUGUGGAGAUUAUGGCUCCUGUUUUCUCCCGCAAGGCAUGGCGCUGUGUGUGGUAUAUGAUUCAGAAUGAUUUGGUUCAUGGAUGGGGUCUGGACUUUGCCGUUCGGAAAUGUGUUCAGAACGCACACGAGACAAUUGGAGUUGUAGAUGCUCAAUGGAUAGUUCAUCAAGGUGUUCCAUCACUAGGGAAUCAAGGACAACCAGAGCAAGGGAAACAACCAUGGGAAGGGGUGAGAGAGAGAUGCAGGAGAGAGUGGACAAUGUUUCAAGACAGAUUGGAUGAGGCAGAAAAAUCUUAUUUUGAAGCAUCUGCUCACAACAAUGCUUCUUCACGACAUCACGGGUAAAAAAAAAAAAUACUGUUUAAAGGAAAAGCUCUCACGCUAACUUCCAGUCUCUUUUUAUUUACCAUGUUAAUUUUCUUCUCGGAGCUGUGCUUUGAUUUCGUGUUUAUGGAAUAGAAACAGUUUAGUGGAGAGAAGAACUGUAAGCACAUUCAUUAACAUCUUAUUAGUCAAGUUUCUCUUUCAACUCUGGCAAAUCAUAUAUUGAUGAGAAUUCCGGGA